CACUCUGUCUCUCUUCUCUCUCCUCUCUCUCUCUCUCCGAGCACGUCUACCCCAACAGCUGCUACAGCUCAAUAUUGGCAGAAAAAAAAAAACUCUGGUCAGAACCAUGUCUUACAGGAAAUAUCAGCCACCAGUACACAGACAGGUCACGCAGGAAGAAAUUGAAGUUUUAACCAAUGACCUAAAAUAUGAUUGCUCUAUUGAUCAGAUCCAGGCUAUAAAAGACGUGGCUAACGAAAGCCUACAGGAUCUCUCAGUCCUAGACUCACUAUGUGAACCGAUACCGCUAGUGAAGUAUCCCCGGACCCCAGGCUACAGACCUGCCCCUGAAGACAGAGUUGGCAAUUCUUGGGCCUGGAGGUGUAACAUACAGGGAGCGACCUCUGGCAAACUGUCUGGAAAAACGUUUGCAAUCAAAGACAAUGUCUCAGUGGCUGGUGUUCCAAUGUCCAACGGAAGCAGACUUCUACAAGGCUAUAUUCCAGAGUUUGAUGCAACAGUUGUGUCCCGAAUUUUAGAUGCAGGUGGAAGAAUUCUGGGGAAAUCCUCUUGUGACGAUUUUUGUCUUAGUGCCAUGGGAUUUUCAUCUGUUGAAGGUUACAUAACGAAUCCAAACAGGCCAGAUUACAGAGUCGGUGGAUCUAGCGGUGGUUCUGGAGUUUUGGUUGCAACCAAACAAGUGGACAUGGCCAUCGCUGCUGACCAGGGUGGGUCAAUACGCAUCCCUGCAGCUUGGACGGGAACUGUGGGUCUUAAGCCGACCUAUGGCCUGGUUCCGUAUACAGGCCUGGUGCCCAUAGAGCCAACAGUGGACCACGUGGGGCCCCUCACACGUAAUGUCACAGACUGUGCCUUGUUUCUGGAGGUGAUCGCUGGUAAUGAUGGACUAGAUGGGAGACAAAGGGCUGACGUUGAAAUCCCAGAAUACAGUAAACUUCUGGAACCUGGUAUACUCCACAAGAAACUCGGGGUUCUACAAGAAGGACUUGACACUUGUGUUCCUGAAACUCAAAAGUCAAUCAAUGAAUUCCUUCGCAAUGCUCCCUUGGCUGGACUGGACCUGGCCAAUGUCUCUGUCCCUCUUCAUAAACACGGGGGAGCAAUAUUUACCGGUUUCAUUGCACCUGGCGCCAACACCUGUUUCCAGAUGGGCACUGCAGGUCAGUUUCUGCAAGGCUUUUAUCCGACCUCACUUGAGAAAGCCGUCCGCCAGGGUCGCCAGUGUUCCGGCAGUCUGCUUGCGCCUGGGAUCAAGACCUUCACAACCAUUGGUGAGCUUCUGACACGUCGCUAUGGCAACCACUACUACUGCAAGAGCAGAAACUUGAUCCUGGAACUGACCAAGCAGUACGAAGAGGCUUUGACAAAGUGCGACGUCAUUGUCAUGCCGACCUUGACCCACGUGUCAUCAAAGAUUACCGAGAAGAAGGCAACAGAGGUAGAAUCGCAACUAGCCUACAUAAUGGAGAGUACUGACCAGAUAGCCAAUACAGUAGUAGCCAACAUGACUGGCCACCCGGCACUGACCCUGCCACUUGGCAGUCUUGGGGAUGGCUCGAAAGACAGUCUGAUGAUCGUUGGAAGGAAGUAUGAUGAGCUUACCGUGCUGCAAGUGGCCAGGGCGCUGGAGAAGAUCAUCCCAGAGAGACUGGGCACUUUGUAAAAUUUUCUUUAUUGAAAUCUGCUUUUCAUGUUGCAUUUUAUAUUACUUUGUAAUGUAUGUGUAUAUGUCUCGAUUUAACACAUCUUUAUAUCACAUUGA
Biomphalaria glabrata is the source of this 1762-nucleotide messenger RNA. RefSeq names its product amidase-like. The record is from RefSeq and is a predicted model, not a curated record. Bases 107 to 1663 code for a protein of 518 amino acids. NCBI's taxonomy places the organism in Eukaryota, Metazoa, Mollusca, Gastropoda, Planorbidae. The transcript has 11 exons. Gene Ontology annotation, molecular function: catalytic activity.